Messenger RNA from Spizellomyces punctatus DAOM BR117, 1277 nucleotides. RefSeq lists its product as uncharacterized. Bases 162 to 1142 code for a protein of 326 amino acids. The record is from RefSeq and is a predicted model, not a curated record. Gene Ontology annotation, molecular function: SNAP receptor activity; SNARE binding. Gene Ontology annotation, cellular component: plasma membrane; endomembrane system; SNARE complex. The transcript has 5 exons. NCBI's taxonomy places the organism in Eukaryota, Fungi, Chytridiomycota, Chytridiomycetes, Spizellomycetales, Spizellomycetaceae. Gene Ontology annotation, biological process: exocytosis; intracellular protein transport; vesicle fusion.
AACACGGGAAACCCGCAGUUCACGAGAUCGUGAGAGCAUUGAGGUGGUGUCGUCGCGUUCCGUCUUUUGAGCUGCGAGUUUCUCGGUGCGUAUUUUCCUGUUUCGUGCUUUACCUGCUACAACUAGCUUCCCUUUAUUGUUUCUCCACGAAGAGGGUCAACAUGCGUGACCGAAUGCUAGACCUAAAGGGGCAAACCCCAGCAGAUAGCUCACCUCUCCGAGAGACCGUUGAAGAGGCCGCACCAUCCGCGAAGAAAGGCAAGGAAGAGAAAAAGGACAAGAAAAAGGGCGAUGCACUCCAUCAACCAGACCUGGAAAAAGGGGAAGGCGGAGAAAGUCCUGCCAUGAGAGCCUUCUUCGACGAGAUAUCGUCAAUCAAAGAUCAGAUUGCCGCGAUUCGACGGAAUAUUGAGAAUAUUGAAGGACUACAUCAAAAGGCGCUGAAUAUAAUCAGUGAUGAGGAAACAAAACAGAAUGCCAAGGAGCUGGACAGGGUGAUGGACCGAACGAACAAGCUGUCAGCGGAAAUACGGGCCAAGUUGAAGGCCAUGGAUGGGGACAACAAAGCCAUGGCCAAAAAGCCUGGACAGGAAAGCGAUGCGCGAAUCCGGAUCAGCCAGCACGGCGCAACAACCAAAAAAUUCCUGGAUGUCAUGAAUGACUAUAAAGCCAUCCAAACAAAGUAUCAAGAAAAAUACAAGCAACGACUUCAACGGCAAUUCCUUAUUGUCAAACCACAAGCGACUCCCGAAGAAGUUGACAAGAUGAUGGACGGACAGCAAGGGCCCAUUUUUGCACAACAGAUAAUGCAAUCGGGACAGAGGGGAGAGGCACGACGGGCUUUACAGGACAUUCAGGACCGACAUCAAGACAUCAUUCGGAUUGAACAAAGCAUUAUUGAACUGCAACAAUUGUUCAUGGACAUGGCAGUGUUGGUCAGCGCUCAGGGGGAGAUGUUGAACCAAAUCGAGGUGCAUGUCAGCAAUGCCGCGGAACACACAGAACAAGGCACACAAGCGCUUUCCAAGGCAAUAAAACUACAGAAAAAGAGCAGAAAAAAGAUGUGCAUUAUCAUUUGCUGCUUGUUGCUACUGUGCGUGGCAGUGGCAUUGGCAGUCUAUUUUGGAAUUGGCAGAAAAUAAUCUUCCUGGCGCAAAAGAGACUCGAUUCAGAUUGAUGGAAUAUAUAAGAUUGAUAGUAGAGGAUUGGUCGGGGGUGGCAUCGAUUUUCGAUUUUCAAGUUAUUGUCAAUAAUGAUAAGCUGUAGGUAAAGCCGGU